AUGGCAACUGUACGUUCCACUGGUGGGCCUCGCACCGAAUUUCUUAGUUCGCUAGACGAAAUGAAGGUGAAGGCUGUAUGUGGAAGACAAUAUGUCCAGGUCGAAAAACUACAAGAAUGGAUGACGCGAGGCAAACCGAGGAAUAUUGAUCGCCUUCUAGAUUCCUGUCGCAAAGAUCAGCACGGGUUUCCGAUAGACACAAACAAGUACAUGCGUGGGGACAAAAAAUGUCUCCUUGUCUUCAGCAUCUUCCUCGAACUUGAAGAAGGCGAGCUGAUCUAUGACCUGAGGGAUCGAGGCUUCGUUGACGGCCGACUGCCUUUGGACCUUGCCUACUUGGAAAGAGUCUUGAAAAACAAACCUAAUCUAGCGCAACGCUUCAAUAAGGCGCAAUGGAAAUACACCCCUCUGAAGUUCGAAUUCCAAGAUCAGGAAAAAGAAUCCCCAGCGGACAGGAUAGUGCCCAUCUGCCUCAAGGAGGAGAUCAACGAAGGUGGAACGGCAGUCGUAUACCAGAUACUAGUGCAAGAGGAGUUUGUCAGCAAGGGUCUGAGAGACGCCGUUCCGAACUCAAGGUACAAUGAUCAGAAAUAUGGUCCAUGUUAUUUCUUUGCCCUCAAGACCUACAACGAUGGCAACGAGAGUUUGUAUGACAAUGAGACGAAUGCGUUCCGCGGGCUUUCAAAGAACAAGGGCAUGAUCCAAUGGCUGUUCAAUUAUUCGCAUGUGGAAGAUGAGAAAGCAGGCAGAACAACGUAUAACCUUGUCCUAGAGUAUGGAGAGUACGAUCUAGAGCGAUAUUUCCUAGCAUACCUUCCGCCGCAACUUGAGGAUGAACAGCUAUCCUUCUGGCACGACUUAUUCCUGGUCGCGGAGGCUAUCAGAGAUAUUCACGAAUUCACAGACUCCAGCGGAGGUGUUGUCAAGGAGUAUCACGGAUGGCAUGCUGACAUAAAACCUGCCAACAUUCUGAAUGUACAUGGGGAGUUCAAGCUUGCAGACCCUGGAUUUGCGCGUUUUGAAAGGCGAGGCGACCGAAACAAGGGUGGAAAGGAUGACAUGAUACUAUUGGGGGUGACAGAAACCUUCGGAGCCCCUGAGUGCUAUGUGGCCCAGCGCUCUAAUAGCAGACAAGGAAAAUUUGUUAGAGGUUCCAGAUCCAUUGAUAUCUGGUCGCUGGGCUGCGUAUUCUCUGUAACUGCAACUUGGGUGGUGUAUGGAAAUCAAGGAUUGGAGCAGUUCGCCGAAUUACGCAGUGCAGCGAUCAAUCGAAUCUCCCCGAACCGAACCACAUCUCAGGAAGCGGGUAUCGUCAUUGGGAGCGACUGCUUUCACGACGGUCAGGCUGUCCUUGAAGAUGUCUUGCAUUGGCACAAAUUCCUCCGAAGAGGCAUCAGAGGAAGCGAUACGAUUACCGGACAGGUUUUGCAGCUUGUUGAGGAGAAGAUGCUUCUCAAAGACGCUUCAUCUCGGAUUUCUGCGCAGGAUCUGUGCGAGGAGUUGCAGGGAAUCUUGCAAAGUGUCCAGAGUCUUCAUUCUCAGAUUCCGCCGCACCAUGAGACCAUUCGUAAGGCACUAAAUCGCACCGAAGAGAAGUGGGCUGCAAAAACAAAAGCAGACGCAGAAGAUGCCGCCAGAAAGCCGCUUGGAAGCCUUAAAUCAGAGGCUGCCACCCCAUCAUCGCGUGGUCUUCAUCCAACUCGUGGCGGUCAAAUAUCCCAACUUCUGACACCGAUGCAAACGAGCCAUAGGUCUAAAGCGUCAGGCAAGGCCUCGAGUAUCAUUACGACUCCUUCGAGAGUCUUGAUUGCCACGAGCACUGACAACACAGGGUCUCGGCUCGUCGUUCAGUCCUCUGCGCGGGAAGUGGAUAUGAAGCGAAUUCCUGAAAAAAGAUACUCAGAAGGGUCCGCACUGGUAACGACGCCAGAGAUGUCGCCACCUAAAUCCCCACCAGUCGCCUCCACUAUUGCCCGCACCAGCACCAAUUCGACAUCAAUGACAAGCCCGACUUCCUUGAAACGAAGUAAAACUUCCUCGAUUUUGAGUAAAUUCUCCAAUUUCGGGAAGAAAAAGCGCGAUGAGGUGCUGUUACGACAUUAUAAUGAGAGAGAUAUUGUUUAUCUCAUCGAUAAUGGCGAAAGUAUGGAACGAUUCUGGCCAUCUGUGAGGGAGCUUCUCCUGAUUUUGGUUACCAAGUCUCAGCACAUCGAUGAGAAUGGCAUGGAAUUGAAAUUCACAUGCAGUGAAAGCAAAUUCAAACCAAGCAACAAAGUCGCAGCGUUUGCAGCCGAGAUGGAUAAGCGCACUCACCAGCCGAUGACAGGCGAGCACGCGCGUCAAACCAACAUGAGCAUUACCCUGGGUAGUAUGUUGAGAAACUAUCUCACUCAAUUCUCUCGAAAGAAGACCCAUACCAGGAAAAUGACAAUCAUCGUGCUCACGGAUGGGAUAUGGGCCGGAAUGACGGAAAAUUUCGCUGUUGACAAGGAGAUCAUCGAGUUCAAUCAGAAACUCAGUCAACUAGGGUGCAACGAUCUUGAACACGAUGAGAGGCGUGUCAGCAUUCAAUUCGUCCGUUUUGGGGACGAUCCCACAGCAAUCCGUCGCCUAAAAAGACUCGACGAUCAACUCAGGUUCAAGGGCGUUCCGGAUAUCGUUGACACACGACCUUACAACGACGAUCCGUACCAUAUACUCCUUGGCAGUCUAUCGGAUCACGCAGAUAAGAAGGGUGAAGAAAAUGCAGUCCUAUCUGAUUUCCAAGACUCCUCUCCCGGUCUGGGCUACAUGCAGAGCGGUUCAUCACCUCCGCGGAUCCUCUCCGACGAAAUUGGCUCCGGACAAAAUUUGCUGAUGCAGGAACCUUCUGAGCUUGAGCUCCCACAUACAAUUGAUCAAGCUCAAGCCGGACACCAACAGACACUUCAUCGAAUGCAGACCCCACCGCGCCGACAUCGCACCAACAGCCAUGACAAGCCGCCGCAGCAGCCAUCUUUCUCCUUCUCACGCCACUAG
This is a messenger RNA of Endocarpon pusillum Z07020, 3018 nucleotides long. RefSeq lists its product as uncharacterized. Gene Ontology annotation, molecular function: ATP binding; protein kinase activity. The record is from RefSeq and is a predicted model, not a curated record. The transcript has 6 exons. Gene Ontology annotation, biological process: protein phosphorylation. The coding region runs from base 1 to 3018 and encodes 1005 amino acids. NCBI's taxonomy places the organism in Eukaryota, Fungi, Ascomycota, Eurotiomycetes, Verrucariales, Verrucariaceae.